Molecule: messenger RNA, 198 nt
Organism: Ascochyta rabiei
Lineage: Eukaryota; Fungi; Ascomycota; Dothideomycetes; Pleosporales; Didymellaceae
Exons: 2
Coding region: 1-198 (65 amino acids)
Source: RefSeq, a predicted model, not a curated record
AUGAGCAUCCCCCGCCCUCGCAGCGCCAGUCCCGCCCCUGCCUCUGCGGCAGCCGAGCACCCGCACGAAGCGCCCAAGCCCAAUCGCCACGGCAACGCUCUCGGAGGGGGCCACAACAUCGGAGACCCGUAUCUAGGGCGCAGACACUCCUCGCUCGACCUUGCGGGCGAGGGUAGUGGAUUUCGAUUUCCCGUCUAG